Messenger RNA from Exophiala viscosa, 1735 nucleotides. RefSeq names its product organic solute transporter Ostalpha-domain-containing protein. Gene Ontology annotation, biological process: transport. The transcript is spliced from 4 exons. The record is from RefSeq and is a predicted model, not a curated record. Lineage: Eukaryota; Fungi; Ascomycota; Eurotiomycetes; Chaetothyriales; Herpotrichiellaceae. Gene Ontology annotation, cellular component: membrane. Gene Ontology annotation, molecular function: transporter activity. The coding region runs from base 427 to 1578 and encodes 383 amino acids.
GAAACGAGAGCGUCGCAGCUGCCCAAUCAGAAAGGUAAGCCCGAGUUGGCAGCUACGGCAGGAGAAACCCUGGUACUAAGUACAUUCCCGGCAAGUGCCAGGUUGUCAUGUCACUGGAUUGCCCAUGAGGCUGUUCCGGACGUUCAGUUUCGCCGGUCCGAAGACAAUCUCUCAUAUCCACGAAAGACCGUUCUCAGGUCUCUCUGUGUAUCUGACGUGGACGCAACACAACUUGAUCUUGGGAAUGAGGCGGCUCGCAAUCUGGUAGGUACUGCUGUGGCAGUGUACCCUCCCUCUCCAUCAUACUAUGGAGGUUUGUGUAGACCGGGCCCGAGACGGAGAAGUUGACAUGGUUUACGCGAAUACUUCUACAUUCGGUCAAGCGGGUAGGCGCCCAAUCUGGAAUCAUGGAUAUACACAUAUAAGAUGAAGGUAUCCGUACUUCGAGAGGGUCCAUUGUUCAAGCAGCACUCCACAUCUCGUCCAGAUAACAAACGUCACACAUCUCCUGAAAACCUCUUUGCACAAAACUUAACUUCCCUUCCCCGUCUCAACAUGGGCAUCCUCUCCCACUCAGGUGGAAAUUCAACAUGUCCAGCCGAGCCCGCCAAUGCCAAUGCGAAAGGAGUGCCUGUCGCAGGUUCCUUGACAUUCCAGCAUCUCAUGCAAAUCAUCGGCUGGGUCUGCUUUGGCGUCACGGCACUACUCUCCCUGGGACUCAUGAUUCCUCAUUUCCUGCACUACAGAGUUCCCAACGAACAACGACAAAUCAUCCGCAUCAUCUUACUACCAGUCGUCUACUCUCUUGUCUACGCGGUCUCACUCCAGACCUAUAGCGGCGCGCAAUACCUCGAGCCCAUCGCGGCGCUCUAUGAAGCGGUGGCUUUGGCAUCCCUGUUCUUGCUCUACGUCGACUUCGUCGCUCCUGGCGCCGGCACCAGAGACGAAUUCUUCAGUAAACUCGAAAACACGAAGAAAAAGGGACGACUUGUUCCUGGGGGGAGCCUGAAAUGGUUUCGUCGCACCUGGAGAAUCGUCUUCUUCUACCUAGUCGCAUAUACAAUCCUCAUCGUCGCGCAAGAAAUCACCCAAGCAGUUGGAGUCUACUGCGCGACCUCGAUGAAGCCAAGAUUCGCUCAUGUCUGGCUACAAGUCUUCGAACUCGGGUCUACAAUAAUCGCCAUCAUCAACGUGAUCCGCUUCCAGCGUCGCCUCAAACACCACAUGGUUGGACGCAAGGCUCUUCCCAAGCUCCUCAGCUUCAAACUUUUCGUCGCCGUAACCACGAUUCAGCACUUUGUUUUCAGCAUCCUCUCCUCGCAUGUCUCAGGCAACUCAAAAGUAACAUACCACGACAUCACCAUCGGUAUACAGGCUCUACUUGUCUGCAUAGAAUCCCUGAUCAACGUGGUCUCUUUCUACUUUGUCUUCCGUGCUAGCGAGUAUAAACACAGUCAGAAGGAGGAUGGUGCUUCUCUCACCGUUUACGGUCCAGCAGGAGCAUUGCUCAACUCGCUUAACCCGACGGACCUGCUCCGUGGCAUCAUCUUGGCGUUUGGAGGGUUUGCUAAGGUCUAGGACUAUGUGAUGAGCUCGGUGUUGAGGUGUUUGAUCGUUUUGGAAUAUUGAUUUUCUGGGGACGGGAUUGAGGAGUUCUGAAUGGGUACCGUUUGGCGGUUUUGGUCUACACGUAUAUAGAGGUUGAAUGGCAGUUAGCAUGGAGUUUAUGGAUGGC